Messenger RNA from Ostreococcus tauri, 783 nucleotides. Its product is annotated as Tetratricopeptide repeat. Gene Ontology annotation, biological process: protein O-linked glycosylation. The transcript has a single exon. The record is from RefSeq and is a predicted model, not a curated record. Lineage: Eukaryota; Viridiplantae; Chlorophyta; Mamiellophyceae; Mamiellales; Bathycoccaceae. Gene Ontology annotation, molecular function: protein binding; protein N-acetylglucosaminyltransferase activity. Bases 1 to 783 code for a protein of 260 amino acids.
AUGCUCACGCGCCCCGCCCCGCGCGCGUGCUCUCUCACCGCUCGCGUCGAGACGCGAUCGAGCCGCAGACGUUUCGCGGCGACGCGAACGCGUUUCGCCGCUCGCGAUGGACUGUUAUCCAUCGCGAACGUUUCGUCGUCUCUCGGUCGAUCCGUCGCGAUCGAGGACGUCUGCGUCGUCGAGAGACGAGGCACGCGAUCAGCGCGGGAUGCGCGCGCGCGCGCGGUGCCCGUGGCGGAGAUCGGUGAGCUCGAGAGCGGGAUUCAGGGGUUGUAUCUCGGGUCGCUGCUCUCGAUCCUGGGCGGCGCGGCGUACAUCGUCGUGCGUCAAGUUUUAAUUCGACGGGAGCUAGACGAUCAGGCGAAGAAAAUGGGGGAGCGCAUUCGUGCAGGGAACGCCAGCGCGGAGGAUUACUUCGAAAUGGGGAGCAUUUUAUUGCGAAAGAAGGUGUUCACGCAGGCGGUGAGGAACCUGCAGGCGGCGGCGGCGAACUGGGACGGCGACGAGCAAGAUUUGGCCUUGGUACACAACGCGCUCGGGUUCGGGUACUCCAACACGGAUAAGAUUGAUGACGCGAUCGCAGAGUUCAAAAAGUCGGUCGCGCUCCAGCCUGGAUACGUCACCGCUUGGAACAACCUCGGCGAGGCGUACGAGAAAAAGAAGGAGCUCAAGGAGGCCAUCAAGUGCUAUGAGGAGAGCUUGGUGCUGUCGCCGAAGAACCCGACGGCGACGGAGAGAUUGGAGGAAAUUCAGACGCGUCUCCGUAGACGCCUUGAACUUUAG